GUUUUCCUUUUGCAGGAUCUGGUCCGCUCAUCUCGAUUCUCAGUGUGUGUAGCCAGGUUUUAUUUCUGAAUUACGAAACGGAAUAUAUUGUCCAGAAGCGGAACCUUGCGGUUCAGAAUCGGGGAGGAUAGAAACCAGAGGCUUGAAGUUCCUGCCCGGUCACUCACACAAGGAACCCAACGGGUCACAGGAAGGUUCAGCAUCCUUCAACCAUGACCCCUCUCUCUCUCUCUCUCGAUCGAAACGGAGAGCCCAGGAGCGACGGAAGCGCGGGGCGCUCACGUGCCCUUCACAUAAUACACUCGUGUUGCUGUGUUUUUUCGCCCCGAUUAAAACGUCCCAAGCCGCCUAGGGACGCCGAAGGGCGGGCACCUCGACGUUUUCGAAACAGGCGCGGGAACCCCCUGGUCUAAUCUGAACUACAUUUCCCAGCAGCCCCGACGCCGGCGGUGUGAACGAGCACGGGUUGCCGCUAGCGACGAGCACAGACAACAUCCGGCUCCCUCGCUUGACAACAGCACGCGACAGACGCGGAAACUUCGAAGGUUCGGUAGCCGCUGCCUCGGGGGGGUGGGCGCCAAGCCCCGCCCCCUUCCAACCCCGGCGGCGCCCCCUGAUUGGAUGUUGCUUGGGCGAGAGGGAACGUCUGAGCUGCUUGGCGGCUGCCGUCACAAAGGCUCCGGAGCGGCGGAGCGGCGAAUGAAAUCCAUGAAUCAUGAAUGACAGCACACAGUUCUCGUGUUCAGAGCUAACGUGACUUGAAGGGUAGCUCAGCAGUGCCCCAUGCUUCACAGCUUUCUUUCCAGGGAGAGGUGCAAGAGAGUUAUCUAGAAUGGCCAGCAAAAAGGAACCUCCCUUUUUCAAUGACAAUAAUGUAGGACCCUGCCAUUGCAAACUUACAUUCCAUGAGACCAUGGAGCUCUUCAUUGAAACUCUCACGGGAACAUACUUUGAGCUUCGUGUGUCUCCUUUUGAAACAGUUAUUUCCGUGAAAAUUAAAAUCCAGAGAUUGGAAGGUAUUCCUGUAUCUCAGCAGCACCUAAUCUGGAAUAACAUGGAAUUGGAAGAUGAUUAUUGCCUGAUUGAUUAUGGCAUUUCAGAAGGUUGCACUUUGAAGUUGAUACUGGCAAUGCGAGGUGGACCUAUUAAUACUAAAAAAGUUUCUAUGGAAGACCCAGUCAGGGACAUAACGGAAUACAUGGAUCCCAUUCGAGAUGAGGUCUGGGAGAAAGUUCCCUCCAGCAAACAGGUUACCUUUUUAGUAUAUCGGGAAGGAGAACAGUUGAAUUUUUUUCGUAUUGUUGACAGAGGAGAUGGAACAUUAACUCCACUGACGGAAUCUUUAAGUGGUGGUUCCAUUUAUAAUUUACAUGCUGCUCCUGAUGACGAUUCAGAGGCAUCUCUUUCUGGUCAGCGAAUAAUUGAGAACUCCAUCACAAUGAAUAAAAUGAAGCUGCUCAAAGCAAAGAUGGAGAACAUCAAUCUCAACAAACAGCCUAAAAAAAUUCUCAGAGCGAAUCCCCAUCCUCCAACGGUUCCUUGUCCAUCUGGUACCUCAGUGGUGCCUGCACAUCACAAAUUACUACGAGCUCUCCCUCAGAUUGGGCAGUCCUCCCCGGGUUCUGGGAAUGUCUUCUGGGAAUAUCCAGAAAUGUCUCAAAAGGCACUUUCAGGCUUGGUCACGAGUGAGAGAAGGGCGCCUUCCAGUACUCGUGACUUUAUGAAGGAAUGUAACAAGUGGGAAAGAGUUUGCCAACCACAGUCUGUCGGUAGUCCUAGGCUGCCGCCUCAGCUGUUAGGUGUGGAAAAAGAAGAUACGAAGCUGUCAGAAAACCUAGAUCCUCCAGCUGCUGUUGCACUUAAACAUUCUGGAAAAAAUGUAGAAACUAGUGCAGCAACAGACAGAGUAUUGUAUGGAAGUAUCACAAAUGUAAACCAGAGUCCUGCAGAAGAAAAGGUUCUACCAAGCACGGAUACACUUGCUUUGUUAACAAAAGCCAACUUUGUUGAACCACGCCGUGAAUUGUGUGGAACAGAGCUCCAGGUAUCUGAGGGGGAUGAGUUCUCAGUCACCACAGAACAGCCUAAAGAAUCUGUUACAAAACUUACUGCCUCUGCAGCAACAGAUACUAGUAUUUUUAGCUUCCAUGAGCUAAGUUCUCGGAAAACUACUCAUUUGUCACCCCUUCACUGUUCUACCCAGACGGUGUACUGCAGCUCUCUAAAACCUCAGACUCAAUCAAAGUGCGUUGAAGUUGGUAACUUGAGGUCAGCUGCUCCAUCAAAUAUUCCACAAUUGUCAGAUGUGAACAAUUUAGUAGAUUCUGCUAGUCCAAGGACUUUGAGAGUUCAUGGCAUCAGUAGAGAUUCACCUUGCAAAAAAACUAAUAUCCUUUCUAAAAAGGAGGCAAGAGGAAUCUCAGAAAUGGGCAUCAAAGCAUCAAAAGAUCCUAUUGUUUCUGCAAAUAAUCUUGGACUUCUAAGUUCAUUGACACGAAGUACAAACAGAGAUGGAUUACAGAACUCUUACGGUACAAGCAGAUUUCGGACAUCUGGUCUUGCACUGUCUACAGAUCUCCAGUAUUUUCCUGAAGAAAGUUUUGGCAUGGUCUCUCCCCACAAUGACAUACCUGGAUAUGUUUUGUCUUCUGGGCUUGGAUUGAAUGGAAAUUUUGUGACUACAGGGAAAAGAAUAGCAGGUAAUGCAACUCAUCUGCCUCCUGUGAACGGUUCACUUCAGUCUAAAAAGAAAACUGCAAAGCAUUGUUUUUUCUGUGGAAAGAAAACAGGAUUAGCGACCAGCUAUGAAUGUAGAUGUGGAAACAACUUCUGCGCAACUCAUCGCUAUGCAGAGACUCAUACCUGUACUUAUGACUACAAGAAUGCAGGACGGAGGUACUUGCAGGAGUCCAAUCCAGUGAUAAGUGCACCGAAGCUUCCCAAAAUCUGAGCAUGGGUAUACGGCUUGCCUAUCUCUUUGAGUGGAAUCCUGGUACACUGAGAGAAACGCAGUGGUUUGAACUGGUUUUCUUUUGCUGUGCUCCAAAUGUAACUACGCCAAGCAUCAAAAUCAGAUGAGGUUGCAUAAUGUUGAAGAGUAAUGUGAACACUACUGUAAUUGACACCUUUUAUUCUUCAGUGAAGCAAAAAUCUAAAGUGUAGUUUUUGAAAAUGUACAUUCUCAUCCAUUAUCUCUUGUGUUCGUUCUUUUAUAUUUGACAAUGCUCUUUCACUAGACAAAUCUUUUAAGAGAUACACUUUAUUAAUACAUAUUUUAUAUUGAGUCUUAAGAGGGUGCUAUAAUGAAAAUGGCAAACACCCCAGUGAAGUAUCUCUUCUGUAUUCUACUUUGGUUGUUUGGUCCACUCUGGGGUAUCUUAAGUUAUUUUAGCAUAAACUUCCCCAUUAUACUGAGCCAGGCUAUUCACAGUUUAGGGAAUUCUCUGCUGUACAAAGUCCCAUUCAGAUUAUCAUUCAUGUCUAUUUAUUCUGGAAGUAACAUGUUAAUUUUGGUAUCCAGCAGAUAUUUGUUACAAAAAGCAAAGGUUCUCUGGGCAUUGAACAGAAAAACAGACAUUUUACCAUUUCCAGCACUAAUUUUUUUAAGAGACUUUACGUCUUGGCGUGUUCAGAUAUUUUAUUAUAUUGCUAGAAAAAUUCUAAUAAAUAUUAAGUAUUUUACACAGAACAGCUGAUCUACUCUUUUCCAGGAUGCUGGCAUGUUAGUUAAGGAAUUCUGCUCCCAUUACCAUGUCUAAAAGAUACAAAGGCUGGCCUACAAUGCCUAAUGUGGAAAGUAAGUCUAGUGGUCAUUCUCCCCAGGUUGCAGUUCCAUCACUAUCUUCUCAUGCCCUCUCUUACAUUGUCUAAAAUCCUAUUGCCAAUGUAACAUAAAUCAUGUAACUUGAAGGCAAACUCAUACCUAAUUGGGAAACUCUACAUACAUUGUAUAAUGUCUGCAUUGACAUUGUAAGUUGGAACAAUUCAUUGUCAAAAGUUAUACUGUUUGAAUUGUGCCAACAAAAAGAUGUUGGCAAGAAUAUGUUAGAUGUCAGAAUGGAUGCCUCGUACCUCCUGUCUACAGUCCUGCCCUUUAUUCUUUUCCCACGCUUCCUUAUCAAACAAAAUCCUGCAUGUAUACAUUUUGCAUAUACUGUACAUAGACUUCUCUAGGUUCUCUCAAAUAUGGGGUAUGUCACCCAACAAUAAUGGCCACCUGAGAAGAGUGCCCUUUGCGCAAUUGGGAAACAAGAUCAGUAUUACUUUUAAACUGCCUUACAAUCAAUACAGUCAAGUGAGGGGGAGUACACCCUCUUUGAAUUCUAUGGUUUUACAUAUCAGGACAUAAUAAAAACCAUCUGGUCCUUGGCAAGUCUGAAAAUUAGAUAAAUACAACCUCAGAUUAAUAGCAAUGCAUAACAUAUUAUACCCUUUCAUGAUUUAUUUUAAAAAAAUAAAGCUAAAAUGGAGUG
Molecule: messenger RNA, 4472 nt
Organism: Pogona vitticeps (central bearded dragon)
Lineage: Eukaryota; Metazoa; Chordata; Lepidosauria; Squamata; Agamidae
Gene: ZFAND4
Product: zinc finger AN1-type containing 4
Molecular function (GO): protein binding; zinc ion binding
Source: RefSeq, a predicted model, not a curated record